Dipodomys spectabilis (banner-tailed kangaroo rat) is the source of this 1870-nucleotide messenger RNA. It is a transcript of the gene Rassf1, whose product is annotated as Ras association domain family member 1. The transcript has 5 exons. The coding region runs from base 305 to 1117 and encodes 270 amino acids. Gene Ontology annotation, biological process: Ras protein signal transduction. Gene Ontology annotation, cellular component: microtubule cytoskeleton; nucleus. Lineage: Eukaryota; Metazoa; Chordata; Mammalia; Rodentia; Heteromyidae. The record is from RefSeq and is a predicted model, not a curated record.
GGGGCUUGGGAGGCGGGGCCUAGGAUGAGCUGCCUAAGCGAUGAGGUCAUCGCGUAAGACGCAGCGCUUGGGUCCCCGCCCACCCGCCCAAUGAGAGUAGCGUCCAGAUCCCGGUUGUCUACGUUUCAAUCUUAACGGCUGCGGCGCUGCGCUGGCAUCGGCGCACGCGCGCCUUGGCAGACACGCACGCUCGCCCGCACGCACGCACGCACGCACGCCCGGACGCACGCGCCUGGGGCGUUGGUUGGGAGAGUCUGGGACGCGCCGGACUUGAGCGUACGGGCGGGCAGGCGCGCGCGUGGCCAUGGGUGAGGCCGAGACGCCUUCUUUUGAGAUGACCUGGAGCAGCACGACCAGCAGUGGCUACUGCAGCCAGGAGGACUCCGACUCGGAGCUCGAGCAGUACUUCACGGCGCGCACCUCGCUGGUCCGCAGGCCGCGCCGGGACCAGGAUGAGCCAGCGGAGUGGAAGACACCAGAACUUUCUCAGGCUGAAAUUGAGCAGAAGAUCAAGGAGUACAAUAGCCAGAUAAACAGCAACCUCUUCAUGAGCCUGAACAAGGAUGGCUCCUACACAGGCUUCAUCAAAGUUCAGCUGAAGCUGGUGCGUCCUGUCUCUGUGCCCUCCAACAAGAAACCACCCUCUCUACAGGACGCCAGGCGAGGCACAGGGCGGGGCACAGCUGUGAAGCGCCGCACCUCCUUUUACCUGCCCAAGGAUGCUAUCAAGCACCUACACGUCCUGUCCCGCACUCGGGCACGCGAGGUCAUCGAGGCUCUGCUUCGCAAAUUCUUGGUGGUUGAUGAUCCCCGGAAAUUUGCACUCUUUGAACGGGCUGAGCGUCAUGGACAAGUGUACUCCCGGAAGCUCUCAGAUGAUGAACAGCCCCUGAAGAUACGACUUCUUGCAGGACCCAGUGAGAAGGCUCUGAGCUUCGUCCUGAAGGAGAAUGACCCCGGGGAAGUGAAUUGGGAUGCCUUCAGCAUGCCUGAACUACACAACUUCCUGCGUAUCCUGCAGCGAGAGGAAGAGGAGCACCUUCGCCAGAUCCUCCAGAAGUACUCCCAUUGCCGCCAGAAGAUCCAAGAAGCCCUACAUUCCUGUCCUUUGGGAUGACCUCUUAGACCCCUGGCUGGCAGGAGGAGUGCAGGCAGUGCCAAGCGCGUGCCGUGUGAAUGUGAGCGAGUCCAUUGGGCCUGAAGAGUGAGUGUGCGUGCAGGUUCCCUCCUGUUGAGGGAAAUAAGCCCAGAAAAGAGCAAAGAAGCUGUCCCCGUGUCCACCGGUGGGUGUAGCAGGGCAUGGCUUGCCGCCCCUCUGACCCUCACGUUCAGGGUCACAGUGGGCCAGGGCUACUCUAGGUAGCAGCAGCUCCAGGUUUGCAGCAGGGGUGGAGCAGACAAGAGUCUCCGUACUUCAUUUCUCAAAAGUGAGAAUCUUGGGAGACUCUCCAAACACAAAAGCGUGGUGUUUUCAGGGAUGGGGGCCCUGAUCGGUGGGGAAAGGUUUGGGGUCUUGGACAAAGUCCCAGGAUAGCCCUAAUUAGAGCCAAGAGUGGGUGCUCAGAGUAAAGCAGACAUCGAGGUAGACUCUCUGGUUCUCUCUCUAGUGCCUUAUGAGUCACAACUUCCUAAGGUCAGGGAGCUGCCUCAGUGCUGCCCCCAAGGAGGAAGUCUCUGGGCCAGGCCCAUUCCUUGUUUGCCAAAGCUAGGGUUUCUCCCUCAGAUUUUCUUAAUGAAGUGUGUGAAUGUAUGUAAUGUUUUAUGGCCUCAACUGAAUGCCUCCUGUGGGAAAAUGGAUGAGGGAUGACAGUCAUCAUCAGGGCCUGAGGCCUGAAAGAAUUGGCUGAAUAAAGAUGAAAAAGCCCUCCUG